AAUCGCGCCGGACACGGCCUUCCCCUGUCGAUCGGAGCUUCGGGACAACACGUGCCGGGCCGAUACCCUUGGGAUCACGACGAGAUCGAGGCCAAUCUAUGGGGUCGUGCUUCCACCACAACAAAAUCGAGCUGCUGGCCCAGCAGAUAAUAGCAGGCCUGCUCCAAGUUCCACUGUUAGUGCAGAAGCUCAAAUCUGUGCACAUGAGGCAGCAGAACUGAACAGCGAUGACGAGGGUCAUGAUGUCAAUGUUAAGAGAACCUCCACCAAAACUGAAGGCGGUAGAAAAAGAAGAUUUGUAUUUGAUUUCUCGGAUGAAGAAGAUGAGAAUGAAGAUGCAGAUAAAAUGGAAGUUGAUGAAGUAAAAGUGAGAGCGGAAGAACACCACCAGCCGCCAAACAUUGGAUGUGCUCUUUGAAGGGCCAAAAUCAUGGUUCCUCCAAGGAUGUAAAUGAUAAAGUGACAAAUCCUGCAUCAACCUCACUGAAGAAGCGAAAGGUUUUGAAGACUAGAACUGAUGAGCAUGGGAGAGAAGUAACCGAAGUGGGCUGGGAGGGUGAGGAAGAAUUGAAGAAAGCAAACUGUGCUAUGGUUGGCAAAUCUAAAGAUGACGGAGCUGCUGACACCACGAGCAGAAGCUCAACAUGGUCAAUGGAGUGCUCUUUACUGGGGGGUAGGCUAAAACUGGAUUGUAUUAUGAGACUGUGAAGGCAAUUUUCAAGAAAGUUUUGGCGAAGAAUGAUGCUGGUGACCACUUCCCAUUGUAUGCCAUCUGUUUGGGCUUUGAACUAUUGACAAUGAUAAUCAGCAAGGACAAAAGCAUUCUCAAGGAAUUUAAUGCUGCCGAUGAAGCAUCCACUCUACAAUUUAUGAGAAACACAAACAUUGAAGGAACAGUAUUUCAAAGAUUUCUGCCAGAUUUGCUUAAGUUGAGUGCAGAUUGCCUUGUCAUGCAAAUUCAUCAUUAUGGCAUAUCGCCAGAAAGACUGAUGCAGGACACCAACUUAACGAAUUUCUUUAAGGUCUUGACAACCAGCAUGGAUGGAGACAACAAGGUCUAUGUCUCCACAGUCCAAGCACACAGUUACCCUGUAACUGCUUUCCAAUGGUAUCCAGAGAAAAAUGCUUUGAAUGGGGUUUGUCCAUGAUACCACACUCAGAUGAUGCCAUUCAAGCUACACAGCAUCUAGCAAACUUCUUUGUCAGGUCAGAAUUUGUCGAGUAAUUUCAUGCUGCAAAGCAAAUUGCGUUUGAAAUUUCCAUGUCAAAGUUCUUAAAUAUCUUGUAUCAUACACAAUUAUGGUUACAUGAACUGUGCUUGUGGUUUAGUGUUUGCUUUCCACUCAGUUUGAAGGGAAAACACUUAUAAUUCGAACUUGUUAUCCUGUGGUGAGGCUAGGAAGUCCGUAAACCGGGCGUCCGCCCCGAAGUGCUUGACAAUCUGAUAUAUAAUUACAGUCCCACGUAUUGUGAGAAAGCAGGGAAGGGAUAUGACGAGGUUUAUAUCUUUACGUGACUGCGUCACCCCCAUUUUUAACGGGCGCCAAGUCUCCUAUGCUGAAGAAGGCGCUGUACUGAAUUGCUCGAAAUCAGAAAUUUGCUCUUUAUGUAAAUGAGAUCAUAGAUGUAUGGACAUUAUUAUUUUAAUGGCAAGUGUUGAACAUUGUCCUAGUUAUCUGAA
This is a messenger RNA of Eucalyptus grandis, 1681 nucleotides long. Its product is annotated as probable gamma-glutamyl hydrolase 3. Gene Ontology annotation, cellular component: vacuole. Gene Ontology annotation, molecular function: gamma-glutamyl-peptidase activity. Gene Ontology annotation, biological process: tetrahydrofolylpolyglutamate metabolic process. The coding region runs from base 798 to 1148 and encodes 116 amino acids. The record is from RefSeq and is a predicted model, not a curated record. The transcript has 11 exons. NCBI's taxonomy places the organism in Eukaryota, Viridiplantae, Streptophyta, Magnoliopsida, Myrtales, Myrtaceae.